This is a messenger RNA of Puccinia triticina, 255 nucleotides long. RefSeq lists its product as uncharacterized. The transcript has a single exon. NCBI's taxonomy places the organism in Eukaryota, Fungi, Basidiomycota, Pucciniomycetes, Pucciniales, Pucciniaceae. The record is from RefSeq and is a predicted model, not a curated record. The coding region runs from base 1 to 255 and encodes 84 amino acids.
AUGCCCUCAACGAGUUCUCCUUUGGUUUCGCCGGUGAAGAAAACGUUCGACACACCCACUUCGUCAUAUGGCUCGGUCGACCGGAAGGGGAAGAGAAAAGCGUCAGAACAAAUUGAAUCUGACAAUGAAGACGAGCAGGACGUUGAAAAAGUUGAAGACAAAGAGGAGGAAGAGGAGCCAGAGGAAAAGCCGAGUCGUGGGCGACCCUGUAAGGCCAUCCUCAAAGACGCUGCCAAGAGACUCAAGAAACUUUAA